CACCUCCCGUGCGCCCAUCCUCCCGUUUCGGGAUCCGCAAUACCCUCGCGGCACCCCCAUUUUCUCCCUGGGGCUCCCAGACCCCACUCAGGAGGAUCCCCAAAUCUCUCCGCAGACCCCCGGGUCCCUCCUUUCCCUGACUCCUCCAGGUGUCCCCGGCGACAGAGGGAGGGAGCAGAGCCCCCUCCACACGCACUUCAUGAGCUCUCCCGGUCUCAGCGGAGGGGAAGGGCUGAGAGUUGGGGGUACUGGGGAGGAGUUUCCAGGCUGUGCCCGCCCUCCCUCACCCCCUUUACUCCUCCGCAGGCCGCUCCCCCUUUUCCACCUCCUUCUCUCCUGGGGGGGCCCGGGGCGGCGGUGCCCCCCGACCUCGGCGCCAGAGGGACGACGGCUCUCGGGGCUCUGCUGCGCUGCUUCCCCUGCCAGCGGCUCUGCGGGGGAACCUCGCUGCCCCCCGGGGGCCCCCCAAGACCCCCGGGGGCCCUGCCGACCACCAUGGGACCUCCCCCUCGCCACCACCUGCCCCCCCGCACCUUCCGCAGCUACCUGCCCCGCUCCCACCGCACUUACAGCUGCAUCCACUGCCGAGCACACCUGGCCCGGCACGAGGAGCUCAUCUCCAAGGUGUCCCCAGUGUCCCCAUCCUUCCAGGGCAGUCACGGCCGUGCCUACCUCUUCAACUCUGUGGUGAACGUGGGCUGUGGCCCGGCCGAGCAGCGGCUGCUGCUGACAGGGCUGCACUCAGUGGCUGACAUCUUCUGCCAGAGCUGCAAGACCACCCUGGGCUGGAAAUACGAGCAGGCCUUCGAGAGCAGCCAGAAGUAUAAGGAGGGGAAGUUCAUCAUUGAGAUGUCACACAUGGUGAAGGAGAACGGCUGGGACUGAGGGGCCGGGGGACAAGGGGGGGGGGGCCUGGAAGCCCCCCACCUUGUUGCCUCCCCUGUGCCCUGAGGGAGGCUGUGCCCCCGAGGGGGUGGGGGCUGUCACCAGCACUGGGGGCUGUGGGGGCUUUUCUAAGGUAAUAAAGGCUUUUUUUUAUUA
This is a messenger RNA of Calypte anna (Anna's hummingbird), 1041 nucleotides long. RefSeq names its product yippee like 4 (gene YPEL4). The transcript has 4 exons. Bases 496 to 885 code for a protein of 129 amino acids. The record is from RefSeq and is a predicted model, not a curated record. Lineage: Eukaryota; Metazoa; Chordata; Aves; Apodiformes; Trochilidae.